Messenger RNA from Engraulis encrasicolus (European anchovy), 974 nucleotides. It is a transcript of the gene med27, whose product is annotated as mediator complex subunit 27. Gene Ontology annotation, cellular component: mediator complex. The transcript has 8 exons. The record is from RefSeq and is a predicted model, not a curated record. Bases 32 to 967 code for a protein of 311 amino acids. NCBI's taxonomy places the organism in Eukaryota, Metazoa, Chordata, Actinopteri, Clupeiformes, Engraulidae. Gene Ontology annotation, molecular function: transcription coactivator activity. Gene Ontology annotation, biological process: regulation of transcription by RNA polymerase II.
GCGACUUCCCCUUGUGGUGCUUUCAGGAAAAAUGGCGGACGGUAUGAAUGUUGGAGUGAAUUUGGAAGCUUUUUCACAAGCUAUCAACGCAAUUCAAGCUCUCCGCUCUAGUGUAACGAGAGUUUUUGACUCGCUGAAGGAUGGGAUGAAGAACAAGGAUACUCUGGAGGGAAGAGAGAAGGUUUUCAUCACCGAAUUUCAGGACAACUUGCAGUCAGUCAACCGCGACUUGAAUGAGUUGGAGCGUUUGAGUACCCUGGUGGGCCGUCCUUCUGAGAGCCACCCCCUCCACAACAGCGGCCUGCUGAGCCUGGACCCCGUGCAGGACAAGACCCCCCUCUACAGCCAGCUGCUGCAGGCAUACAAGUGGUCCAACAAGCUGCAGUACCACGCCGGAUUGGCCAGCAGCCUCCUCAACCAGCAGUCACUCAAGCGUUCGGCCAAUCAGAUGGGACCCUCGGCCAAGAGGCGGCCCAAAGUCCAGCCCAGCGCCCUCGUCUUACCACCACAGUAUGUCGAUGAUGUCAUCACUCGUAUCGGCCGCAUGUUUCCGGACAUGAGCAUAGAACUCUUCAGACCCAACGGAACCUCCGCCGUGCUGCUGGUGACGCUGGGGAAGGUUCUGAAGGCGAUCGUGGUGAUGAGGAGUCUGUUUAUCGACCGCACCAUCGUGAGGGGAUACAACGAAGACGUCUACUCAGAGGACGGCAAGCUGGAUAUCUGGUCCAAGUCCAACUACCAAGUCUUCCAGAAGGUAACUGACCAUGCCACUACAGCUCUGCUCCACUACCAGCUGCCCCAGAUGCCUGAUGUGGUCGUGCGCUCUUUCAUGACGUGGUUGCGUAGCUACAUCAAGCUGUUCCAGACUCCGUGUCAGCGUUGUGGUCGCUUCCUGCAGGAGGGGCUGCCCCCCACCUGGAGAGACUUCAGGACCCUCGAGGCCUUCCAUGACAUGUGCAGACAAUAACACACAC